UACAACCUGACUCAAUCAAAAGAUCAACCUGACUAGAUCAACUUAGAUCUUUGAGAGAGAAGAGAUCGGAGCUUCACGUGCCUGGCUGCUGAGAAGAUGAAGAUGAGCCGUGUGUGUCUGGUCCUGGGCUUCGUCAUCAUCAUGGCGCUCUACUCAGAUGCUCUCCCCGACUCCGUCUCACACCCUGAGCCCUGCUGUUUCUCUUUCUUCAGUGGCAAAAUUCCUCCUCAAAACAUUCUGGAGGUUAAAAAGACGGACGCACAAUGUCCUCAGCAAGGCUUCAUUGUUAAAACUCCUAAGCAUGCCAGUCUGUGUGUCCAUGAAGUCACCGUCCCUGAACAGCCUAAACGUUAAUCCUGCAGCUGACAUGGAACUCACACACGUUUAUUAAGAUGCGUAUAGAGCUUAGUCUAGUGCUUAAUGCAAUGCAGAGGCAAAUAAAAAUGUAAACACACCACAGAGUGAACUGCAUGAGUUAUAGCCUGUAAUCUCUAAAAAUAAACCUAGGAGGAUAUUUUUUUCUAUCAAUAAAUAA
Messenger RNA from Clarias gariepinus (North African catfish), 535 nucleotides. RefSeq names its product C-C motif chemokine 8-like. The record is from RefSeq and is a predicted model, not a curated record. Gene Ontology annotation, biological process: monocyte chemotaxis; cellular response to interleukin-1; neutrophil chemotaxis. Gene Ontology annotation, cellular component: extracellular region. The coding region runs from base 97 to 354 and encodes 85 amino acids. Lineage: Eukaryota; Metazoa; Chordata; Actinopteri; Siluriformes; Clariidae. The transcript is spliced from 3 exons. Gene Ontology annotation, molecular function: chemokine activity; CCR chemokine receptor binding.